Gilbertella persicaria is the source of this 1250-nucleotide messenger RNA. Its product is annotated as cyclin-like protein. Gene Ontology annotation, biological process: transcription initiation at RNA polymerase II promoter; transcription preinitiation complex assembly. Gene Ontology annotation, cellular component: nucleus; transcription preinitiation complex. The record is from RefSeq and is a predicted model, not a curated record. The coding region runs from base 165 to 1187 and encodes 340 amino acids. The transcript has 2 exons. Gene Ontology annotation, molecular function: RNA polymerase II general transcription initiation factor activity; TBP-class protein binding. NCBI's taxonomy places the organism in Eukaryota, Fungi, Mucoromycota, Mucoromycetes, Mucorales, Choanephoraceae.
UUUUUUCUCUUUCUUAUAUUUUCUUUUCUUUAAUCUCAUAAGAAGAAAAGAAGUUCACAUUUGCAUUAAAAUAAGCCAAUUGUUUUUUUUUACAUCUAUUUUUGGCUUCUGAGAAAGACAGAGAGAGAGAAAGAAAGAAAAAGAGAUAAUAAAGAAAAAAAAACAUGACUACUGCCAUCCCCUUUCCUUUACGUGAUCCUCAAAUAAAGGACGACGGCAAACCCAAGCAGUUUGCUCCCAACUUGAACGUCAAGUUGAUUUGUCCCGAUUGUCGUAUUGACCCACCACAAAUUGUCGAAGAAUUCGCCUCGGGAGACUUAGUUUGUGGUGAUUGUGGUCUCGUUUUGGGUGAUCGUAUCAUUGACACGCGUUCUGAAUGGAGAACCUUUGCUAAUGAUGAAGGCGAUGAUCCUUCUCGUGUGGGUGCCGCAGCAAAUCCAUUGUUGGAUGGUAAUCAACUGGAUACUGUGAUUUCCAGAAGAGAUGGAGGCUCUGGAACUGCCAAGGACUUGAAUAAAGUACAUGGUCGAGCCACUGCUGUCAAAGGGGAACGCAAUCUUGUCCAAGCUUACAAAGAGAUCAGCGCAAUGUGUGACUCUAUUUCACUUUCAAAGAUUGUUAGCGAUACUGCCAAACAACUCUAUAAACGUGUGGAAGAUGAAAAGUUACUUCGAGGCAAAUCAAGUGAUGCUAUCAUUGCUGCUUGUAUCUUUAUUGCUUGUCGUCAAGAAAAAGUAGGCCGUACGUUCCGUGAAAUUUGUGCAUUGACUCGUGUGCCAAAGAAGGAAAUUGGCCGUUGCUAUAAAUCACUCCAAUCCAAGCUUCAAACAAACACAUCCAUCAUGAAUUCUGAAGAUUUAAUGCUUCGUUUUUGCUCCAAUUUGCAAUUACCAAAUUAUGUUCAAAAGGCUGGUAUUGAUCUCGUGAAACAUGCCAAGGAACAUGGCACACUUGCUGGCAAGUCACCUAUUUCUGUUGCUGCUGCCUGCAUUUAUCUUGUUUCUUACCUUUAUCGCCAACCUAAAUCAACACGCGAUAUUGCUCAUGUUGCUGGCGUUUCUGAAGUCACUAUUAAAAGUGCUUACAAGUCGCUUUAUGCAGAAAAGGAAAGCUUGGUUGAUAUUGAAGCUUUAAGAGCAAAGCCUAACGGUGAAAACUUGAGCUUUGAAGACCUUGCUUUACCUUAACCAAUCUAUAUACACAUAUACACAUACGAUUAUACAUAUAUACACACAUACAUAAAAAAAAGA